Morus notabilis is the source of this 1724-nucleotide messenger RNA. Its product is annotated as transcription factor BOA. NCBI's taxonomy places the organism in Eukaryota, Viridiplantae, Streptophyta, Magnoliopsida, Rosales, Moraceae. The record is from RefSeq and is a predicted model, not a curated record. Bases 394 to 1383 code for a protein of 329 amino acids. The transcript is spliced from 2 exons. Gene Ontology annotation, cellular component: nucleus. Gene Ontology annotation, biological process: regulation of DNA-templated transcription. Gene Ontology annotation, molecular function: DNA-binding transcription factor activity; DNA binding.
GGGAGUUGGGAUUAAAAAACGUGUUUAAGAUAUUAGAAGAUCAAAAAUAUCUGGCUAAGUCGUCCACGUUGGCACUAGCUCUUGAGUGAUCUGGAAUCUGAUAUUGCACUUUUUCUUUCCAAAGCUCAAAAUAGAAAAUUACCAUUUUCGUUUCUUUCAUUUUCUCUUCUCCCAAACACACCCCUUAGCCCCCGAAUCUCAUGAAAUAUCUUCUCGGAGAAACACAUCAGAUUGUUUUCUUCUCUCUCCCUUGUUUUCCUUCCCUUGAUUAUCUCUGACUCGAUCUGGUUUCACUUCCUGUUCCAGUUCCGAAUAUGAUCUCCAAACCCUAAGCUCAAAGGCGAAAACUUUUCUGGAAUUUCUGCAAUUCCGAUUCCGGCCUUGGGUUUGGGUAUGGGUGAGGAGGUGAAGAUGAGCGAGUACGAAGGCGGUGUCGAUUGCGGCGACGAGGAGCGAGUUCUGGAGUGGGAGGCGGGACUACCGAGCGUUGACGAUCUGACGCCGCUGUCUCAGCCGUUGAUUCCGCCGGAGCUGGCGUCGGCGUUCAGCAUCUCACCGGUGCAGUACCGCACGCUCCUCGACGUCAAUCAGGCCUCGGAGGACACGCUCUCGUCGCUCCGCGGCAUUACCCAAUCGCCCAACAUCUUCAAGUCGUUAGGCGAGAGCCACGAGUCGGCGGUGGUGGAGGCCGACGAGAACGAUCGCGACGGUUCCGGAUCCGAUUCGAGGAAGUCUCGGAAGAUCAUGGACUGCGCCGAGGAGGACGAUUCCGCACUCCCGGUUGAUAAUUCAGGCGACGACCCCGCCGCACGGACGCUGAAGCGGCCUCGCCUUGUGUGGACCCCGCAUCUCCACAAGCGGUUCGUCGACGUCGUCGGCCAUUUGGGGAUCAAAAACGCCGUGCCGAAGACGAUUAUGCAGCUGAUGAAUGUUGAGGGAUUGACCCGCGAGAACGUCGCUAGCCACCUGCAGAAGUACCGCCUCUACUUGAAGAGGAUGCAGGGGUUGUCCACCGAGGGCCCCUCGGCAUCGGACCAGCUUUUCUCGUCUACCCCGGUACCACAGAGCCUCCACGAGUUUAGCACCGCCAGCGGUCACUCCAACGGACACAGCCAUGGAAAUGGGCAUUUCCAGGUCCCGGUGCCGAUUCCGUACCCGCCGGUGAUGCCCAUGCCGGUUCUGGGAAUGACUCAUCAUGGUCAUGGCCAUAUGGGCAUGCCCGUGGGGGCACCGCCUAAAGGUGCUGUAGGGUACCACCAUGGGUUCGAGUCUCAUCACCACCAUCAUCAUCCGUUUAAUAUGUUGCAGCAGCAGCGAGAUUGGUCUGGGAAUAAUUAUGGUUCGGUUGUAACUUAUCCACAUGUGGCUCGUAGUGAUAAAUAGAAUCUUCCACAUAUUGUUGACACCAUAACCGGAGAUUCAGAAGUUGAGCAAGUUGGUUGAAGCUAAGUCUUGGAGCUCAACUGACAAGCGUGUGAAGGGUUAUUAGGUAUUACAUGGAUACACUUUAGAGGCAUAGCAUACUCCAAUAUAACUUGGGGUUUAUGUUUAUAUGCUUGUACACACAUAUAUAUGCACAUACUUGAUAACAGCAGGAGGUUCAUGGUGUAUUAUUUAUUAUUCUGCAUAUCAGCAGCCUUUAGGUCUUAAAUUAACAUAUUUUUCAAUUGAUGUAUGUCAUUCCCUUUUUCAUUGAUUAAUGUAUUAAAUAAGGCUUCUUUUCA